AUGGAUGCUAUAAGCUUUGUUCUUGGUGAAAAUACUCGACAUUUACGAGUUCGCAGAUUAAAUGAUCUAAUCCAUGGUUCAGUUGUUGGCAGGCCUGUUUCAAAAUCAGCCUCAGUUACAGCAGUCUAUGAAAUGCCUGACGGGGAAGAAAAACGUUUCAGUCGUGUUAUUCACGGGAAUACCUCUGAGUAUAGAAUCAAUGGUGUUUCUGUUCGGGUGGAUGAAUACGCUGCUGCACUUGAACAAAUACAUAUAUUUAUGAAAGUGAAAAAUUUUCUUGUAUUUCAAGGCGCUGUUGAAAGUAUCGCUAUGAAAAAUGCUCGUGAACGUUGUCAAAUGUUUGAAGAGAUUAGCAAAUCUGCUGAACUCAAAGAAGAAUAUGAUAUGUCAAAAAUGGAAAUGCAAAAAUUAGAAGAGAAUGCAAAUUUUAAUUUAAAUAAGAAAAAAGGUAUUGUUGCUGAAAGAAAAGAAGCCAAGAUUGAAAUUGAUGAAGCGGAAAGAUAUAAAAAACUUCAAAGUGAAUUGACCAAAAAACGACUUGAACUACAUCUGUUCCGAUUAUACUACAAUGAUUUAGAAAUAAGACAUGUUCGUGAGGAGUUGAAGCAAAGAGAGGAGGCUGUUGCCGCUGAACAUGAACAACGCCAGUUGAUUGAGGAGGAAAUGAAAGAGAAACGACGUGAAUUAGGCAAAAUCAAUCGAGAUCAGUCAUCGUUGGAACAAGAAAUUAAAAAAUGCGAACAGAGAAUUGGUAAAAGAAAACCUGAAUUUAUUAAAGUCUCCCAGUUGUUACGUCAUGUUACUGAAAAGCAUAAAGAAUCCAAGAAAUCACUUGAAAAUGCUCGACAACUGCAUAGUACACAUCUACAAGAAAUUGAUCAAUUGGAAGCGGAGUAUGAAAAAAUUUCUAAUUUACAAAAAGAUUAUGAACAACAACAGACUAAAAAAUCACUGGAACAAGGUCGUGAUUUAGAAUUGGAAGAGACUCAGUUAACAGAAUAUCAUCGAUUAAAACAAAAAGUUGCUGAACGUACAUCACACUUAUCCGCUGUACUUGAUAAUUUAAAUCGUGAAUAUAAUGAACAAAAAGAUUUAUAUGAUGCUCUGUCAAGACGAAAAAAUGAAAUUGAAAGUUCCCUGAAACGUAAAGAAACUGAAUUAAAUGAAAAUAAAAAACGUUUACAUAAAUUAGUUGAAUAUAUUGAAUCAAGUAAUCGUGCUAUCACAGAACAACGUGAAACCGAGAAGGCUAUUCGUGAAGAAGUUGAACAAGCUACAAAACGUAUCGAUGAAAUUAAUGCUGAAUUGGAGACAGUUGUCUGUCAGCUGGGUGAAGCAAAAGUUGAACGACAUGAAUCUUCUCGUGCAGCUAAAAAACAAGAGCUUAUUGAAAAUUUGAAACGUCUUUUCCCUGGAGUUCAUGGUCGACUAUUGGAAAUGUGUCAACCGUCGCAUCGUCGUUAUCAAGUUGCAAUUACUAAAGUACUCGGCAAGUAUAUGGAUGCUAUAGUUUGUGACAGUGAGAAGACAGCUAAAGAAUGUAUUCAAUACAUGAAAGAUCAACGUAUUGAACCGGAGACAUUUUUACCACUUGACUUUUUAGAUGUAAAACCAAUUGAUGAGAAAUUACGUGAAAUUAGUGACCCACCAAAUGUUCACUUAGUUAUUGAUGUCAUUCAAUGUGAUCCAAUUAUUGUUAAAAAGGCGUUAACAUUUGCCUGUGGUAAUGCUCUGGUCUGUGAAACUGUUGAUCAUGCACGUCAUGUUGCUUAUCAAAUGGGGGAUAGAAAAAAGACUGUAUCACUAGAGGGUACAUUGUUUCAACGAUCUGGGGUAAUCUCUGGUGGUGCUAGUGAUUUAAAAGCUCGUGCACGUCGUUGGGAUGAAAAACAGAUCAGCACAUUAAUGUCAAAACGUGAUGCUUUACAAAAUGAAUUAAAAGAACAGCUGAAACGUAAAAGAAAAGAAGCUGAAUUGAGAACUAUUCAAUCACAGAUUAAAGGUCUUGACACUCGAUUGAAGUAUACACUGAAAGAUAAGGAUAGUACAGAAGAAAAACUUCUUAGCACAAAUGAAGAGGAGAUGAAUCAAAUUGCUCGUGAAUUAGAAGAAGUUGACGAAAAUUUAGGACGUUGUCAGACUAAAAUGCAAGAAUUACAAAUAUCAGUGAAUGCAGAAAAGGCAAAAAUGGAUACUGUAGAGGAUACUGUAUUUCAUGAUUUCUGUGUACAAAUUGGUGUUGAAAAUAUCAGGCAAUAUGAAGAUCGAGAAUUAAGAGUUGCACGUGAACGUGAUCGUAAACGACUUGAAUUUACAAAUCAACUGCAAAGAAUUAAUAAUCAAUUGGAAUAUGAACGAUCUCGGGACACAGAAGCUAGUGUUAAACGUUGGGAGGAUGCAGUGGCCAUGGAAAGAGCUGAAAUGGAAAAGUGUAAAAAACAAGAGAAAAAAAUCAAAGAAGAAAUGGAACAAGAAGAGAGUAAGAAAGCAGAGAUUGAAUCUCGUGGUGGUGAACUGAAAUAUCGUGCUGAAUUACUAGACGGUGAAUUGGGUGAAAUUCGUCGUCGACUAGUCACUAAACAACGUGAUAUACAAAAACUACAAAAAGAUUUGAAUCAAUCUGAAGCGAAACUAGAAACUCGACGAGCUGAACGACAUUCACUCUUACAAGCAGCUAAAAUGGAAGACUUGGAAUUACCCCUGAAACCUGGUUCUAGUCCAGUACAUGAAUUGAAUAACCAGUUAGCAGAUAGUGAAAAUGCUGAUCCAAGUAGUGAAGAAAUGGCGCAUAUCUAUGAAUUGGAGUCACGUUUACCACUUGACUACAAACAACUUGAUAAACCUUUACGACAAUUGACAGAUGAAAAAGAAGUUAGCAAAAGAGCUGAUGAAAUGCAAAAUCAAGUCGAUUCAAUGUUAAAUAGCUUGGCACGUAUACAAGCGCCUAAUUUACGCGCUGGAGAUAAACUUGGCAAUGUAGAGGAACGUUUAAGGUGUACAGAAGCUGAAUUUGAAGAUACUCGACGUAGAGCUAAACGUGCCAAAGCAAGAUUUGAACGUGUUCGACGCCUAAGAUACAAUGCAUUUAUGAAUUGUUUUAAUUCAAUUGCUGAUAAUAUUGAUCCAAUUUAUAAAAGUUUAUCAAGAAAUCCUGGUGCUCAAGCAAGUUUAUUGCCAACAAAUGCUGAAGAACCGUAUUUAGAAGAAAUCCAAUUCCAGUGUGUUGCACCAGGGAAACGUUUUCAACAGAUGGAUAGUCUUUCUGGUGGUGAAAAGACAAUCGCUGCAUUGGCUUUAUUAUUUGCUAUGCAUCGAUAUAAUCCGUCGCCAUUUUUUGUUCUUGAUGAAAUUGACGCUGCAUUGGAUAAUACAAAUAUUGGGAAAGUUGCCAGUUUUAUACGUGAAUAUGCUUCAGCUAGAGCACAAAUAAUUGUUAUAUCAUUGAAAGAAGAAUUUUAUAGUCGUGCGGAUAGUUUAAUUGGCAUUUAUCCGGAUAUUGGAUUUAUCUCUAUUGCUGCACGAUAA
Messenger RNA from Trichobilharzia szidati, 3525 nucleotides. NCBI's taxonomy places the organism in Eukaryota, Metazoa, Platyhelminthes, Trematoda, Strigeidida, Schistosomatidae. The record is from the annotation of a GenBank genome assembly.